ACGGUUCACUCUGCUAACCGCUAGCACCGUCAGCUGCUGGAAACAUCCGCUGUCACUUCCGGGGUGGAUUUCAAAAUAAAACUAACAGCUAAUGACCACGUUGUAUUGAGGAGUGUGAUGAAGAGGAGACAUCAGGAGAUGAAGCUGCAUGUUAUUCUGCUGCUGAUCUGGAGCCUCUGUCGUCACAGAGUCGACUGCAGUCUGCCCGACUUCACACCUGCAACACCUCUGCUGCAGGUUGAAGCGUCCGUGAACUCUGAGUCAAAUGUCGUCAGCGUCUUGAUGAAGAAUGAAGUCAGUCGACUUCCUGGACUCUGUCGACGUCUGAAGAGACGAAGAAUCAGUGUCCUGUGUAACCUGGAGAAGUUCUGUUGGUGGGGGCGGGGUCAGGGGCGGGGCCAGGCCGGCCAGGUGUGUCGCUGUCCUCGUGGCUCCAGAUGUUCUCAUUUCUUUGUCCAUAGUCUCUGAACCAAUCACGUCAGACAUUUUCUUUUUCUUCCUCAUUGUAUCAAACUGUUUUAAUUUGAAUAAAAGUAAUACAAUCAUCA
Hippoglossus stenolepis (Pacific halibut) is the source of this 548-nucleotide messenger RNA. RefSeq lists its product as uncharacterized. The coding region runs from base 118 to 468 and encodes 116 amino acids. The record is from RefSeq and is a predicted model, not a curated record. Lineage: Eukaryota; Metazoa; Chordata; Actinopteri; Pleuronectiformes; Pleuronectidae. The transcript is spliced from 4 exons.